Messenger RNA from Phymastichus coffea, 869 nucleotides. It is a transcript of the gene FRG1, whose product is annotated as protein FRG1 homolog. The transcript has 5 exons. The coding region runs from base 77 to 856 and encodes 259 amino acids. Lineage: Eukaryota; Metazoa; Arthropoda; Insecta; Hymenoptera; Eulophidae. Gene Ontology annotation, cellular component: nucleolus; catalytic step 2 spliceosome; striated muscle dense body. The record is from RefSeq and is a predicted model, not a curated record. Gene Ontology annotation, molecular function: actin filament binding.
CUCGAAGUUUACAUCAAGCUGGAUUGACUAAAGUUUUUUACAUUUAUUGUUUUUACUAUUAACAAGUAUAGUAAGAAUGUCUGAAUACGAGGUAGUGCGUACUAAAAAAUUAGUAUUGAAAGGAGAAAAACAAAAAUCUAAGAAAAGGAAGCACAAGAAACAAGGACGAAAUGAAGAAUCUAAUAAUUCUAGAGACGAAGAUACUCUGCAUCAUGGCGGUUGGAGAAAAGCAUCAAGCGUACCAGAAAUUACAGGCACAAUAGCUAUUGAAAUAGGAAAUCUCACUUAUAUGAAAGCUCUUGAUAACGGUUUGUUUACCCUGGGAGCACCACAUGAUGAAGGCGACCCUCCUCAUCCAGAAGAGAUCUUUACAGCAUUUUCAAUCAACGAAACAAAAAUUUCACUAAAGUCUGGUUAUGGAAAGUAUAUUGGAGUUGAAAAGAAAGGAAUUGUUGUGGGUCGAAGCGAUGCUGUUGGGCAAAAUGAACAGUGGGAGCCCAUAUUCCAGGAUGGAAAAAUGGCAAUUUUAGGAAACAAUAAUUGUUUCCUCUCUGUUGCUGAAGAUGAUGAUAUAGUUUGUAAUAAAAGCACAGCAGGACCCAGUGAGUAUGUAUGGGUAAGAACCAUGGCUCAGCAAAUUGAAGAUCCAACCAAAGAUGGUCCUAAAGAAGAACAGGGUUCUUUAGAAGAAGUUGAAGUAAAUUAUGUGAGAAAAUUCCAAAAAUUUCAAGAUAAAAAAUUAAGGAUCAACAAGGAUAAUAUGGUAGAAUUGAAGAAAGCGAAAGAAACUGGUAGUUUGCAUGAAACUCUACUUGAUAGACGUAGUAAAAUGAAAGCUGAUCGAUAUUGUAAAUAGUUUUUACUAUAAC